AUGCCUUUUGACCGCAUCCAACGCAGAGCGGCUCGAAUCGUCGACGACUUUGUGCUUUCUGAUCGGCUAAAGCCCUUGGCGGUGCGUAGAAAUGAAGGAUCUUCUGCAUCUUCUACCGCAUAUAUAAUUCCGAACCACUUUUCGGAUUACCUGCGGCAAAAUUUCAUAAUUCGACGUAAAGACAGAAUCCUAAAUUUCACCCGUUCCACAUUGACGUCUGGUGUUACACGACGCUUUACAUUAAUUUCUGAACCGUUUCGACUUAUGCGUCUUCAUGAGAAGAGCGUACCACUACCUUAA
This is a messenger RNA of Pieris macdunnoughi, 300 nucleotides long. Lineage: Eukaryota; Metazoa; Arthropoda; Insecta; Lepidoptera; Pieridae. The record is from the annotation of a GenBank genome assembly.